AUGCUCGCCCAACGUGGAUGGCUGUUGAAUUGGGACAAGACAAAUUUCAUCAGCGAGGAAGCAUCUCUUCUAGGUCACGCCGUUCGUCGUGGAGUAUCAGCCAGCAAGAAGCACAAGCUGACGACGCAACAACUUCCAGAGCCAAAGUCUAUUGAUGACGUUGUGGGCUUCAGAUGUAUGGGGCAAUGGUUAAGCAAGUUUUAUCCAUAUUUCGGAGAGAUCAUCCUUCCGCUGAAUCGCUACAGCAAGAAAGGCGUUUCGUUUGAAAGCGAUUUUCUCAAAGACGACAACGGCAGGAAGGCAAUAGACAUGUUGCGCAAGAACAUCACAGAGAUCGAGCUUUCUCCGCCUCGUAACAAUUGGAAGUGGCACAUCUUACGCGACUCUUCUGACGUUUGCGCCGCGUAUACGUAUUGGUUGAUCCAGACGGAUCCUGAGGGACAUCAGAAACCAAUCAUUAU
Messenger RNA from Amoebophrya sp. A25, 461 nucleotides. The record is from the annotation of a GenBank genome assembly. Lineage: Eukaryota; Dinophyceae; Syndiniales; Amoebophryaceae.